Messenger RNA from Dichotomopilus funicola, 939 nucleotides. RefSeq lists its product as uncharacterized. The record is from RefSeq and is a predicted model, not a curated record. The transcript has a single exon. Lineage: Eukaryota; Fungi; Ascomycota; Sordariomycetes; Sordariales; Chaetomiaceae. Bases 1 to 939 code for a protein of 312 amino acids.
AUGUCAGACGGCAUCAACUUCGGAAGCCUCUGGAACACAGCCGACGUGCCAUUAGGCAGUCUCGUCCUCGACAUUGAGCAAGCACACGAAGACAGCUGGAAACCCACAGACCUAACCAAGGACAAAGACUACUCAGUAAAGCAGAACGCCAACAUCGUGCUCCGCGUGGACGCCUUCUCCGAGUCAUGGUUCCGCGUGCAGGUCCUAAGCUGGCUGAAAGCGGUGCUAAGCCGCGCCAAGUCUAGCCACCUGCGCGUGACGGCCGACUCGGGUUUCGUCUACCACCUCGCCGACCCGAAGCGCGUGCUGCGCGAUAUCUGCCGCGACACGAAGGCCAAGGAGUGGCUCGAAGACGCCGCUGGCAUCCGGUCCAUCUACAUGGUUACCGAGUUAUGGACGCUGGUUGACCCGAGGCUGGAGCACGCUGGGGGCAAGGGGAGUGUGUAUGCCGGCCAGGUGCCUGUGACAGACGGCACCACUAAGUAUGCCGGCGCAGGGGGGGGCCACAGGAGCGGGUCAAGCGAGGGGGAGAACCUGACGGCGCUGGGCGAGCGGAUUUACAAGAUCAAAUUUCGCAAGGUGAAGCUGCGCUUUGCUGUUGUGUCCGCCGCGGCUGAGAAGGAGCAGGCCGGUCAGGCGGAUGGUGAGGCGGACAGCGAGGAGACGGCAGCGGUGAAACCCACGAUGAAGAUGGGGGCUCGCUGGAAGUCACUGCUUGUGUCGCGGGGAGAGGGUGACGACCCGGAUGGGGAAGGGGAAGUCAUGGUCGAGGCGGACGUGGAGGACGAUGAUGAGGGGGAGGAGGUAGGAUGUGGUGGCGAGGACGCUGAGGAGAGCGAGGGGGAGUACGAAGAAGUAGAAGAGGAAGUUGAGGAGGAAGAAGAGGACGAGGAGGACGAGGAGGACAAUAUCAAACCGCGUGGCAAGACCGAGAAUUAG